AUGGGAGCCUUCUUGAAUAUUUCGACACAAACACUGUUUGGCAUUAUUGAACACCUGCCUCGAGAUGAGAAACUGCUUCUACUUGCUGCCAUUGGAAAUAAAAGUGAAGAUGAACUAUUUGACAUUGCCGGCAGUUGGGAAACAUUACAACCGCUUUUAAAAUACCCUGAAUACCGUGCUCAUAAGAUACUGAUGUUGUACAUCCCGCCAGUACUCUUUAUACUCGGCAUCUGUGGUAAUUUCAUGUCCUUCUUCAUCAUGCGUCAAAAGGGAAACCCACGUUCAUCCACCUACACGUUCCUCAAGUCCCUGGCCGUGGCAGACACUAUGGUCCUGUGGGUUGGACUACUACCAAGGUGGUUCAAUGAACUAACUGGCUUUGAUUUAAGUUUUCAGGCUAACUGGCUUUGUAAAACCAUGGUUAUGUUGGGCUAUUUUUGCAGCAAUAUAUCUACAUGGAUAGUGGUUGCUGUCACCAUAGAGAGGUUUCUUGUAGUGUACUAUCCACUGAAAGUUCUAGGCCUUUACAGUGUUGCCCGUGCGAGAAGGAUUAUUGGUGGAUUGUAUGCCAUGUUUCUCAGUUUAAACAUCCACUUUCUUUGGACGGUUGGCCUGAUAGAAGAACAAGACUCUUACCCUCGCCCAGUGUGUGGCGCCGUGGCAGGCAAUGAAUAUCUCAUCACCGUGAUUUGGCCCUGGGUGGACGCUGCCACGUACUGCCUGCUCCCAUUCUUAAUCAUCAGCAUCUUCAAUGUACUUAUCAUCUCAAAAGUUCGACGGACAGCCAAUCAAAGGGCCAUUCUUCAAAAAAUCUGCCUGAGAAGACGGAAAGCAUCUUCGGUGCACACCUACUCCUGCCUGACAGGGAUGCUCCUCAGUGUGUCCUUCGCCUUAUUGUUGUGCAAGCUUCCAAUGAACGUCAGCAUCAUAGCAUCAGUGUUUUGGAACAGCAGGGGCCACGACAACGCGGCGAUGUCCAAAUUUCAGCUCUUUUUUACAGUCUCCGAGCUGCUGAUGCAUCUGAAUCACUCUAGCAACUUUUUUCUAUACUGUGCAUCUGGACAGAAAUUUCGAAAAGAUGUUAUGCGUAUGUUUUGUUGGAAAUCCACUAACGCCCAACAAGAUACUUCGAACAUAACAUCUCCUAUAUGUCGGCGUAAUAUAUACAAUCCUACAAGAAAAGAGGAAACGGGUGUAUGA
Haliotis rufescens (red abalone) is the source of this 1200-nucleotide messenger RNA. Its product is annotated as probable G-protein coupled receptor 139. Gene Ontology annotation, biological process: G protein-coupled receptor signaling pathway. Bases 1 to 1200 code for a protein of 399 amino acids. NCBI's taxonomy places the organism in Eukaryota, Metazoa, Mollusca, Gastropoda, Lepetellida, Haliotidae. The transcript has a single exon. Gene Ontology annotation, cellular component: membrane. The record is from RefSeq and is a predicted model, not a curated record. Gene Ontology annotation, molecular function: G protein-coupled receptor activity.